Schistosoma bovis is the source of this 3324-nucleotide messenger RNA. The record is from the annotation of a GenBank genome assembly. Lineage: Eukaryota; Metazoa; Platyhelminthes; Trematoda; Strigeidida; Schistosomatidae.
AAUGCUUUAUAAGCGAUGAAUCAGAAAAAAAUCUGAAUUUAAUUUCAUUCACUGGAUUAUUUACCAAAUUAAUUUCACUUAGGACGUUUAUUGGAAUAAUGCAAAGAAAUAAAAAACAAAAUAAUCGUGGACCUUUAAGGGCAAUUUCUAUCGUUUUACCAAAUGUUAACAAUAUUACUUCGACUUUACCAAUGAAACGGACAAUUAUAACCAGUACAGAUUGUGAAGAUAAGCCACGGUAAGCUAAACAGUAUUUUUUUUUCAGAUGCUCCGUUAUAUAAUUAUUAUUGUUAAGUUUUAACAUUUUGACAAUAUUCAACAUUAACUUAGUAAAGUACAUCCAUCAAGAAAAGUUAUUUAUGAAGGGUGUUCAUUUAAAUUACAGGAAUUAGGUGACAAGUUUGACAGUCGCUGUUUGGAAAUUGGUUCAUGCGAAUAUUUUAUAAAAUAAGCAAUUCAGCAAAAGUUAAAUCACUACAUCUUAAAAGUUUACAUUUGUUUUCGUUCAGUAAAAUAAUCGGAAAUGUUUCAUAAUAAGUGUCUCCAAUCCAUUUAUGAUGCAAUCAUUUUAUUAUCCUUUUAUAUAUAAAUAUAUAUAAAUAUACAGCUAUAAAUAUGAAUGUACAACUUAAGUAAAUGAUUUCGUCAAAAAGAAAAUUUACUUCGCUAAAUUCCCUUUUUUUCCAAUGACACAAUAGGUCACUUUAAUUAUCUGAACCUAUGGACAUUCAAAAGUUUGAUGCUUUCAUACAUCACUCAGUUAUAAAGUAGAAAUAAGUAUAAAUAUUAGUCAAAAUGACAUUGACUGAUUGAAGGGAUCACGAACAUAGAAACAUCAAAACGUUUUCGUAUAAUAAUAAGAAAAAGGAACUUUGUUCAUGAAAUCUUUAGUUGAUCCCCUCACAAGUAGUGAAUUAAUUUUAAAAAUUAUGACAUACUCUGAUACGUACCUUUUCUCUUAAACGAGUUGCUGAAUAUUGUAUUGGAAUUCAAAAGGUUUAAACAUUCCGGUGCUUGGAUUUUAGAAUUGCGUACUUUAGUUCGUCCCAUGUUCUCAAUAAACUAUAUUAAAAAUUCAGUUCUUUCUGAUCUUACCAUAUGCGAAUAGGCUAGACGAAUUGACACCGUCUGUAAUCAUUUGAAAGGCUUAUCCAUACUUGGUUUGACUAGUUCGAGUCACCAUUUAUCAUUAAUCUUCACCCAUUAGCUCCGUUCCACCAUCCAAAUGAUCAUGUGAUAUCCAUAAUGAUCGGCUUUUUUCUUGUCAUUCUAUUUGUCUAAAAUGAAUAAAAUUUUUAGACAGGGAGAGACAAUCGUCCAUUCAAAUUUUGACAAAUUAAAGUAACUCCACCAAGCAUCUCUUUAGUUUUGGAAAUAUGGAUGAGAAAAUGAACUGAUCUUAAAUAUCUUGGGAUUUAUGGAUUAUUAUAAUAGCUAUGACCUAUAUGCAUAGUUAAGUGAUAGGAGGGUCAGAUUGGUAUUACGUAUUGGUAUUUUCAUGUGAUUACGUAACGUUAUCCAAAAUUAAGGAUAUUAAUCAUAACAUUCAUGAUCCCCUAUCCCGAUGAUUGGGCGAAAUGAGUGAGGGGUGUGUCCUUUACCCACAUUUUCAUAGGCUUUUAACUAUUCCUCUGUUAUAAAAAUAGUAUAAAAAUGUUCUCACCGAUUAGCUUUACGUUCCUUUUCAGUUUGCCAGUUGAUCAUACAUUGUCUACACCAUUGUGUCGUGUAGCCACUUCAAGACUGUCUCAAACUAAAACAUUUGAAAAUUUUACUGAAAUAUUACCAAUGCCUUUACGAUCAUCAUCAUGCCGUUAUGAUAAAGAAAAUUUUAGUAAUCAGAAAUCUGACAUACGUCAUCAUUUCCCUAUUCGCAACAGUAUCAACAGACUGUCAUACGUAGAAACUGAUAAUGUGAAAGCACCUGAUAUUACUGUUGAUUCUCCGCUUACUAUAUCGUGUAAUUUGAAUACGAGUUUAUCAUCUGUGGAUUCUAUUUUUUCGUUUGGUGGUGCAACACGCAAACGUCAAUCAAGCUCUGGUGAAAUCGAUACAAAAGCUAAGCAGUCACGUUAUACUGAAAGCCAAAAGUCUGUGAAGCUGAGAAAUGACAAGGAUACAAUUUGCUUGACAAUGGGUGCUGAGGUCAAAGCUCAUCCCAGGUACAAUCUGAGAAAGAAUGCACUUGAUGCGGACAUCAAUGAAGAUAAUGUACACAAUUCUAAGAAGCAUUUGGCUCCUAUUUGUCCUGUUCCCAUGCCAAGCGGCUUCCCCCUUCAGCUUCCAAUUCGUUACUCUUCUGUUUCACUUCCUUGGGAAAUGAAAUCCGACACAAGGUUCACUUCAUCAAGAACUGUGGAAACACAAACUUCACCUACUCACAAUAAUCAGACUUCUGCUUGUGAAAAACCUAGAGGUAGACGGCAUACAGGAUUGGGUCUUCGUAAUUCUGCUACUGUUCAAGUACUUCAAAAUUUAAAACGAAAGUUUAGCCAUCUGAGGAGAGCAAUCAGCGCUGACAGAAUAAACAAAAGUUCUUCCACGCCAUCUGACACCAGAGAGUCCAAUAACUGCAAUUAUACAUCCCUUCCAAGGAAUCCAGACCAGUCAACUGAUCUAAAUAUACAACAAAACCCGGAAGCUACACCCUACAAACUUACUUGUAAAGUUGUACGUAAAAAUCCUGAUGGCUCUAUUCAGAUCUCAUUGAGACGUUCAUCAAUAAAUGGGCAGUUCGGGUUUUUUAUUGCUCGUGACUCUAAAGGUAUAUAUGUGACUCGGUUGGGAAGUGUUCGAUGUGCGGCUAAACUUUGGGAUGUAUUUCAUGUUGGUGAUAGAAUUUUAGAAGUUCAAGGUUUGUCAUGCGAUAAUCUCGAUGUAGAAGAAAUUCGAAAUCUUAUACGUGGUUGUGAACUUGUUGAAUUUAAAAUUAAACCAUGCUCUCAUACAGAUUCAAAUUUUUCACGCAAACAUUCAUUAUAAUUGAGUCUUUCUUAAUUUGUUUUUAUUUCAUUCAGAUGAUAUACAGUUGUUAUUGCCUUUUAUUAAUUUCAUAAACACCUAUUUAUUGUACAAAGAUUUCCAGAUUUUUAUGUUUUUAAAGUAAGAUAGUAUAGUUAAAUAUCUCCUUGUAAACUAUUUUGAUUCUACUAUUAUUAUUAUGAUGUUGAUGACGAUGAUGAUUUAAUUGUACUUAACAGAUAGAGUUAUAAAUAUUAAAUUUUUUUAAUUUCUCAUAUAAGAUAAUUUAUACAUUUUUAAUAAUACUUUCCUUGUUUCUGUACAUAAGAAAAUUUAUUGAAUAACAUGAUUAUUUGUAUUUUC